This is a messenger RNA of Dendrobium catenatum, 1781 nucleotides long. Its product is annotated as RHOMBOID-like protein 13. Bases 308 to 1123 code for a protein of 271 amino acids. Lineage: Eukaryota; Viridiplantae; Streptophyta; Magnoliopsida; Asparagales; Orchidaceae. The transcript is spliced from 2 exons. Gene Ontology annotation, cellular component: membrane. The record is from RefSeq and is a predicted model, not a curated record. Gene Ontology annotation, molecular function: serine-type endopeptidase activity.
CCACAAUUUUUUCCUCGAGAUAUCCGAAGUACGAAAUAUAUCCUUACAAAUUACAGCAAAAAAAGAAAAAGGACAGCGAAGGCAACCUGCGGCGCAGCGGGAGGAAGUGGGCAAGGUGCACGGUUGCUGUUCAGUCGUCCGCGGUCAAGUGGAUCCAGAGAUCUUGGUCAGCAAGCACUACCAUUCUCCACCGCUUCCCCUCGAAAUAAAUGUCUUCUCCAUGUUUCAAGGCAGCAUAUUAAAGUCUAUAAGACGACGUCAACCCGUUUAGCAGUCAUUUUCUACACUUUUCUAUUCACAAAAGAGAAUGGGAAAGCCCCUUCUCUAUGAAAUCUGGCAAAAACCUGCUACCAGUUGCAUUAUAGGAAUUUGUUCAGCAAUUUGGUUCUUUAUUCAGAAGAAAAACAUUGGAUAUUCUCAGGUGGGCUUGAGUUAUGAAGCUGCCAUUGAAGGGCAACACUGGAGGAUUAUUACAUCUGCAUUCUCACAUGUCAGUGUACUUCAUCUUGUUUUCAACAUGAGCGCACUCUGGAGUCUUGGAGUGGUAGAGCAGUUGGGACAUAUUGGUCUUGGCGUAGAGUUCUAUCUUCAGUAUACUUUGGUUUUAUUGAUUCUAUCUGGGAUUUUGGUUUUAGUGUUAUAUCAUGUUCUGAUUCAGAAGCUUAAGCUGGAGUAUUUCAGGAGAGUUACUGCAGUUGGUUACUCAUGUGUUGUAUUUGGGUGGAUGACCAUCCUUGCUGUGAAGCAGCCUUCAACAAAAUUGAACCUCUUUGGAGUUCUGUACUUGCCAAUAAGCUUUGCACCUUUUGAGUCGUUGAUCUUCACGUCCAUAAUUGUUCCACAGGCCAGUUUCAUUGGUCAUUUAUCUGGAAUUAUUGUUGGCUACUCUAUUGGAUGGGGCUUGAUACAGGGCAUGGAUAAUUAUUGGGCAGUUACAAUGCUCGGUUGGAUUAUUCUUGUCUUCAUAUUUAGUCUGAAGCGGUCAGGUACUUUUGAAUUGAGCUUUAUUGAGAUAGAAUCUGUUACAGAUCCCACCUUACCAACCAUAGGCUUUGUCACUUCUGGAAAUAAUAGAACCAUACAGACGGAAGAACUCUCUAAUAGAAUUGCAGAAAUCGUGUGACCGUUAAAUUUUAAAUCAGCUGGCCCAAAUUAGAGUACAUUAUUCAUAUCUAGUCCUGUUGGCAUCCACUUAGGCUUCGUUUGUGACGGAUUUCUUACUGCUUCUUAAAGUAGCUUUCUAGUACAAAAAAUUUAAUUUUUGUACUAAAAAGCUGCUUUAAGAAGCAGUAAGAAAGCCGUCCCCACACGAAGCCUUAAAAUCGCAACUAGGUAUGCGAGCCAUUCAACACACAAAUCAUUAAGAACCUGGAAAUUCUGGGUUCGUUUGUGGUGCAUUUUUAUUUGUUUCUCAGGUUGAACAAUUAUUCAGGGAAUUGCCAACAUAUUUAGUCGUAUAGAUUAUAGGUCCCUGUCAAAAUUUCCAUGCUUGUUAUAAAGGCUUGAAGAGUAGAAGAUUUGUAUUCUUUACUUACCCAAAAUGAAAAUGAAGCUUAAAUUCUUGCCUACCCUACCCAAAGCCACCACUUUUGCCUUUUAACACCAUCUUUUAGCUUUCUUUUGAAUUGUAUUUAUACAUCUCAGCUUAGCUUGAAUGCUUGAUAAAAGCAAGGCAAUUGUUGAACCAACUGCUUUGUCAUGUUCUGAACAAACCAUGUACAAAAGGAUGUAUAUGUUGAACUGAAAAAUCUCUUGAAUGCGAUGGUGUAUUCUUGCUGCAA